Lolium rigidum is the source of this 276-nucleotide messenger RNA. RefSeq lists its product as uncharacterized. The record is from RefSeq and is a predicted model, not a curated record. Bases 1 to 276 code for a protein of 91 amino acids. Lineage: Eukaryota; Viridiplantae; Streptophyta; Magnoliopsida; Poales; Poaceae. Gene Ontology annotation, molecular function: serine-type endopeptidase inhibitor activity. Gene Ontology annotation, cellular component: extracellular region. The transcript has 2 exons.
AUGAAGAACAACACGCUUGUGGUGGUCCUUGUUCUCCAGGCCAUCCUAGUCAUGGGAAUCGUAGCAGUGGUGAACGCCGAUGGGUAUGUUCCGAAGUGCUGCGACAACUGCAAUUCCUUCUCGGGGGCUUUGGUCUGUGACGACACCAUGGACAAGUGCCAUCCAAAGUGCGGGAACUGCGUUGUGGUGCAGGAGCACCCCGUGAAGAAGUACAGGUGCGCUGAUGCACAAGCCGCCGGCUUCGUGCCCUGCCCGCCACCCUGCAAGAAACACUGA